AUGGAAUUAAUAAUGUCAAUGCAAUUGCUAGGUCAUCAUCGUAUGAUCAUGUUCGUUUUGUUGUUUUGGUGCAGCAUAGCUACCGAAACCAAACCAGCGUCGUCAUCAGAAUUAGCUCCGCCUAUAGCAAAGCUAAAUUGCACGACGCACUGCGGAAUUAAUGUCAGCAUCCCUUACCCUUUCGGCGUUGGACCAAACAAAGAUUGUUACUUUAAUGAAUGGUUUCAGAUAGACUGCAACGAGUCUACUGGGCACAAGCCUUUCUUGAGGCGCGUCCAAAUGGAGGUGCUCAACAUUUCUAUUGAUGGCACCCUUCAGGUUAAAAGCCCUGUUACUUUCUUCGGCGGUUGCAAGGGAAAGGAAACUCACCAAGCCCCAAAUUUGACGGGAAGCCCUUUUGUGUACUUGGACAGAAAAAACAUGUUCACUGCAGUCAGCUGCGGCCGUCUUGCUACCAUGAGAUCAGAUGAGAAUGUUGUUCUAGGAUGCAAUUCAACUUGUGACGAUCAGAGUACAGAUAGUGCUGCUUAUCGCUGCGGUACCAGUGGAACUAACUGUUGCCAGACUACCAUUCCUCCAAAUAUCAGCGUUUUCACUGCUGAGAUACAGCCAAGAGAUCAAAUUGAUGGUUGCAACUAUGCAUUUCUUGUUGACCAAGAUUGGUUUUUGAAGAAUUUAUCAAGCUACAGAGCUAUCCAAGGAAUGGACAGCGUUCCCGUGGUGCUGGAAUGGAACAUCAGCUUAGACAACACUUCACACAAAGCAUUUGAAGGAUUUAUUGGAAGAAAAGUACGUCAGUAUGAUGGAAAUAACUUUAAUAACGACUCAACACCCUAUUGCGAAAUAUAUAAUGCCACUACUUCGACAUACAAUCAGUCAAGCGUUCAUUGCUUCUGUCCGGGGGGCUUUCAAGGAAAUCCUUAUCUUCUCCAUCCUUGUCAAGAUAUUGAUGAAUGCAAGCUUAAUCGGUGUAUGGAUCCUGGAAUGCUAUCUUCAUUGAAUUUCAGUGGCAGUCCUAUGUUUGUUCCGCUUUUCCAGCAAAGAAAAAAUGAUGAAGCAAUUUCAGGAACAUAUGAAAGACAUCUAUUGCAGACAAAGAAGAUGCCUGGAUUUUUAAUGGAGAGGAAGGUGUUUUCAUGGGUCCCGGACUAUUGUUGCUACUCGUUGGUGCAUGAGGAGUUGGAGAAGUCCACUGACAAAUUCAACAUUGAUAGAAUUCUUGGCCAAGGAGGCCAAGGUACCGUCUACAAAGGAAUGUUUGCAGAUGGAAGAGUGGUUGCGAUAAAGAAGUCUAAGAUAAUAGAUGAAGGUCAACUUUCAGAAUUCAUCAAUGAGGGCACAUUUGGUUACCUGGACCCUGAAUACUUCCAAUCAAGCCAAUUUACGGAGAAAAGUGAUGUCUAUAGUUUCGGAGUUGUCCUAGUUGAGCUCUUGACCGGACUACAACCAGUUUUUGCGAACCGCCCCACGAUGAGAGAGGUCACGGCAGAGUUGGAGGCCAUUCAAAUGUUGAUUGAAAAAUCUUCUAAUGCUCAACAUGAUUACAAUGGGGUUGAACUUGCUAUAAACGACACAAAUGAGUAUUUGGAUGUUGUUUCAAGUUCAACAGAGUCAGCCUCGGAUGCGGGCACAAAUUCAACUUCUGAUGAAUUUUGA
Prunus armeniaca (apricot) is the source of this 1656-nucleotide messenger RNA. Lineage: Eukaryota; Viridiplantae; Streptophyta; Magnoliopsida; Rosales; Rosaceae. The record is from the annotation of a GenBank genome assembly.